Caenorhabditis remanei is the source of this 1932-nucleotide messenger RNA. RefSeq lists its product as uncharacterized. The record is from RefSeq and is a predicted model, not a curated record. Bases 1 to 1932 code for a protein of 643 amino acids. NCBI's taxonomy places the organism in Eukaryota, Metazoa, Nematoda, Chromadorea, Rhabditida, Rhabditidae. The transcript is spliced from 10 exons.
AUGCGGCGAAUCCCGUUACUUUUAUUACUGGUGAUAAGUGUUUAUGCCGAGGAGGGAGGUGAUGGCACGGAUAAACCCGCGCUUAUGCAAAGAUUAGUACAGUCCCUACCUCAAAUUCCAAAUGUUAUCAAAGGGCAAAUGGAAGGAAAACCAGAUGAACUCAAAAAAAUGGUGUCCAGCAUGCUAGGAGAUGGUUUGUUGAGUCAGUUAGUUGUGAAUCCACUCGGUGUUGCUGAGAACAUGGGUGUCCCACUUCACGACUUGGGAAUCAACAAAACUGUUCUAGACAAGUCAAUGAGUUUGAACGGCUCAAAUGAAACCUCUGGAGCUGGAGCCGCCUUCAAUUUUCUAAACGCUUUCUACAGUAGUACCCAAGCUCCAACUACCCAGGCCAAGAAAAUGUUUGUUGAUGGUGUGGAGGUAAAGGAUUGGGAUAGAUAUGCCAGGAAGUACAAACUUGAAAACUUGGGAUACUCCACUCUUGCUCCACCAACUACUACCACUCAGUUGAGCCCUGAGAAUGUUGCUGAUGUGGUUCUCCAGCGACUGAGAGAAAGAGACUCGGUUACCGAUGUUCCAAGAUCCAACCCAGACAUUUCUAACUCUCUUGACAUGAACUUGAUCGACCCAAGAAGAGUCGCUGAGGUCAACUCGCUCUUGAGAAGAUCCCCACAGAGAUUUGAGAGCCCAGCACCUUCAAUGAACUCAAUGGGAGCAAUGGAUAUUGGACCACCAGGAUUUGUUCAGUCUCUCGACCCUGCUAUCGAUGAGGUUGUGACUAACCUUCGUACAAAGGGAGCUUACGGUCUUAAUGUUGAUGAUGUCAAACGUCUUCAAAACAUUCUCCAAACCUAUGAGCAGACUCUUCAAACCAAGGAACUUCUCUCCAGACGUAAGCAGCUGGAAGUUCUUCAGACUGAGUUAACCGAGCAACGGAAACGUAUUGAAGUCCAGAAAAAAAUGGAGGAAGAGCUGAGAAAAAAGGAAAAGGAACUUGAGGAGGCAAAACAAAAAAUGGAGCAACAGUUGAGAGAGCAGUUGAGCAGCUGGCAUAGUUCCUUUGGACCAAGUCAACCGAGAGCUCCAGUUGCACUACCAGCAGAGCUACAAUUGGAAAACUUGGGAUCCCCACCAGCUCCACCUGCACCAAUCGCAAAAGAAGUGGUUACAACAACUGAACGUGCCAUGCCAUCGUUCGAAAUUUCUUCUCAUGAGAGUUUGUUAGCUGAAGAGCGUGAGAAUAUCGUUGAGCAGCAGAUGAUGCCAGUUCCGCCACCAACCAAAAUCAGUAGCUCCCUCCGCAACCAUAUUCGCUAUUCACCAACUCCAGUUGUCACAGAAGCCACUCCAGUCAUCCCGCCGAGCACUUCAGUUGAUAGGGAAGAUGACGAAUUCGUCUCGAAAUGCAAUUGCGAGAAAAUCUCUCUGGACAAAAUGGACGGAAAGUGGUUAUUAGCUUUGGCAUCUCCAAAUGUUAUUGAUACGUUGCAACAGAAGACUAACGAUCUUGUUGGAAAGUCAGAACCGAUCACCUGCUCCCGAUUUGAUGUCUCCGCUGGAAAGCAAUCCGUUGCGGCACAAGAUGCUCGACUCAUUUGGCAAUUCCGAACUGGAACCGCGUCCAAAUUGAACAGGCUACGUGGAAGUGCGUUGACAAUGGAUCAUGAAUCCGUUAGAGUUCAGAUGACAGAUUUCCAUGGAGAUAACUUCAGCUUCCCAUUCUGUGUUCUGAGAUCCGGAGGAAACUCAACAUCCUAUGAGCACCUUUUGGUUACCAACAGUCAAGGAACCUGCAAGGAUGUUGCACUUCUUAUCAGACACCCACAACAAUUCUUUGACAAUCCAGACAAGGAGCUCCGAAAAUACCUCAAAUCGAAAAUUUCAAAGAAGGAAAUGAAUGCUCUGAAUGUCAUUACCUUCGGAGACUGCUGA